Molecule: messenger RNA, 1616 nt
Organism: Rhodofomes roseus
Lineage: Eukaryota; Fungi; Basidiomycota; Agaricomycetes; Polyporales; Fomitopsidaceae
Product: chaperonin 10-like protein
Exons: 6
Coding region: 426-1496 (356 amino acids)
Molecular function (GO): zinc ion binding; oxidoreductase activity
Source: RefSeq, a predicted model, not a curated record
CGUCCAGUCCUGAUCCUCUCGUCAUCAAACUGAGCUCCGAGACGUGCAGAGGCAAGCUCGCCUCGGGCGGCCUCGGGCGCCGCUCCUGCCAUCCGGGGCGUCGAUAUUUGCGUCCCGAGGCAGGCCCACUACGUUCGCCGCUGCACUGAUGCAGACGCAUCAUCGACCACCAUCGCGCUGUGCACCGUUGAUUGUUGCGCUUCUACGUAUUCUGUGUGCCCUGUCAUCGUAAAGGCCGAUACUUGUGUCAUGCUCGUAUCGGAGAACACCGUGGCAUCGCUGUUUUCUCCACUCCUAGAGGAUAGGGCCUGCGCAUGACGAACUGACACAUACCCUAGGGGUGAGCUAUAAAGAUGCUCGUCAUCAAUCGAAGGGGCAGCCAACCACCAGCUACUUCUUGAAAUCGUCAUCCAACACAGAUCAACAUGACUACCAUCGCAGACCUCCCCAAGACAUACAAAGCCGCGAGCAUCUCCGCCGCGAACGGUCCCUGGGAGAUCGUCACCAAAGAGAUCCGCGCGCCCGCCCCGAACGAGGUGCUCAUCCGCGUGCACGCCUCCGGCAUCUGCAAUUCGGACCACUUCGCAAAGUCGGGGAUGUGGCCCGGCAUCCAGUUCCCGCGCGUCACUGGCCACGAGGUCGUCGGCCGCGUCGCGGGCGUCGGCGCGGGCGUGUCGCGCGGCGAUCGCGAGGGGCGCUACAAGCUCGGUGCGCUCGUGGGCGUCGGCUGGAAUGGCGGGUAUUGUGGGCGGUGCGAGGCGUGCCGGGCGGGGAACGCGUGGGUGUGCAAGGAGGGCCAGGUUACGGGGUUCACGUAUGAUGGCGGGCAUGCGGAGUACAUGUAUGCGCCUGAGACGGCGAUCGUGAGCAUCCCGGAGGAGGCCCUGCAGAACGCGUCGUAUGCGGAACUCGCACCCUUGUUGUGCGGAGGUAUCACGGUGUUCGAUGCCAUCCGCACGGCACCAUGGAAGCCGGGAGACCUCUGCCUCGUACAGGGCAUCGGCGGUCUUGGGCACCUCGCUAUCCAAUACGCAUCGAAGCUCGGCUUGAAGGUCGUCGCGAUCUCCUCAGGCUCCUCCAAACGGUCGCUCGCCCUCUCGCUCGGGGCCUCCGACUAUGUCGACGCGUCGACAACCGACGUCGUCGCAUAUGCCAAGUCGCGCGGCGGCGCGCGUCUCGUCCUCUGCACUGCGCCCUACUCGCAGAGCAUCUCCGACAUCAUCCCCGCAGUCGGCCUGAACGGUACCGUCACGCUCGUGAGCGCGGCGGUCGACGGGAAGAUCCAGGUGGAGAACCUGGUGCUGAACAUGAACCGGGCGGCGCUGCGGGGCUGGUGCUGUGGGUGCGCGCCGGAUAUGGAGCAGUGUGUCAAGUUCUCGACGUUGUCUGAUGUCAAGUCGAUGGUCCAGACGUUCCCGCUUGAGGAGUACCCCUCUGCGUAUGAUGGUGUCCAGGCGAACAAGGCGAGGUUCAGGAAUGUCAUUGUCUUCCCGUGAUCCUCUGGUGUAUUGCUAGUUGUGACUGCCCCCUGCGUGUGUAUCCAGUACUGUACGAUAUCAUAGGUGUAUCUUCAUAAUGCACGUCUAUUCCCUGGAUUGUGAAGCUCUCACACCGAG